Messenger RNA from Tetrahymena thermophila SB210, 462 nucleotides. Its product is annotated as mapeg family protein. The record is from RefSeq and is a predicted model, not a curated record. Gene Ontology annotation, molecular function: glutathione peroxidase activity; glutathione transferase activity. The transcript has a single exon. Lineage: Eukaryota; Ciliophora; Oligohymenophorea; Hymenostomatida; Tetrahymenidae. Gene Ontology annotation, cellular component: endoplasmic reticulum; nuclear envelope; membrane.
AUGAUUUUAAUAGGCUUCUUGCUACCUGGUAGAAUUAGAAGUAAGGUCUUUAAUAAGGAUUUUUUAUAAGCACAUUUUGGAGAGGAGCAUAGACAAUCUUUAGGAACUGAAAUUGACAAAACUUUUGGUUAUCCUGAUAUGGGACAUGGUAGAUAUUCAGACAAACUUUCAUAUAAAGACUGGGUUUAUUUUGGUAAAGCAUAAAGAGCUCACUACAAUUUCUUAGAAGCGUGGGGUCCUCAAACUCUUUUCAUAAUUAUUGGUGCCUUAAAAUAUCCACUUUUUUCAGCAAUUUUAGGUUUUGUUGCCAUUCUAGGUAGAUUACUAUACAGCGUUGGUUAUAUGCUUUAAGCAGGAAGUUCAAAUCCUAUUAGAAGUAUCGGAGCUGUUACUGGUGAUAUUGUUUUACUUAUUAGUUUCAUACUCUCAUGUAUUGCUUGUAUUUCUGCUUAUUCAAAUUGA